Molecule: messenger RNA, 2869 nt
Organism: Anarrhichthys ocellatus (wolf-eel)
Lineage: Eukaryota; Metazoa; Chordata; Actinopteri; Perciformes; Anarhichadidae
Gene: rsph4a
Product: radial spoke head component 4A
Exons: 7
Coding region: 891-2429 (512 amino acids)
Biological process (GO): axoneme assembly; cilium assembly; cilium movement involved in cell motility
Cellular component (GO): radial spoke; axoneme
Source: RefSeq, a predicted model, not a curated record
UACGUUUUUCUUAGGAGAGAAAUAUCCAGAUAACUUCUGCUUUGUGUCUGCAUAUUUGUCAUCUUCUGCCGCUAAUGUGUCGUAAAUAUCAUGCACUAGCGGUGUGCCGACUACCAUCCACGUGUCUGUGUUAGCUUAGCUAGCUUGGCCUAGCCGCACUCAUCCGCAUGUCCGUCGUUCUCCCCUCUUUUUUUUCUUUCUCUCUUUGAGUUCUUCCGUUUACUCUUCGUCGCCAAUGUAAUGUUUCUGUAUUGUAAUUAUAACUCAGACGAACAACGACUUGAUGCACUGCAACAGGCUUUUAUUCCGAGCUUCAUAUAUACGCUGUUCAUGCGGUCUUGCUGACUGACCGUAUAUAUCCUGUUCCGCACACCAGGUGGCGUGGUUCUACUGUGAACAUCACACCUGGGACAAAAACAAUUGCCAUGUUUUUCAGGAAUUAUCUAGAUAUAUUACGUAAUUAAAAAUGUUUUCAUGGAGAAAGAAAAAAAAACGUCUGUUUCUUUGGCUUAAGGGGAUACCCCAAAUCCUAAUAGAAGCUAUUGAUGAUUGAUUGAUUGAUUGAUUGAUGCAUGGAAGCAAACAUGUUUAGUAAAAAGGUGAUGCGGUGAAAUCCUUUCAGCGCAGUUGAGUAACAACAGCCUCUGUUACUGUCUAAAAAACAACAAUGAAUCACAUGGAUAACUCCUGACGUAUCAUGAUACCAACUUCCAUUUCCUGUUUCUUUUAACCAUUAUCUUAACGUGUAUCUCGAGGGGGCUGGCGGUGCUCUCGCGAACCUAGCAACCAUUCUGUUGCAGUAACCAUAACAACCGGUGAAGUUUGGAGCCACACCGGAGCUAACUACGCCGUUAAUUCAUCGUUGUGAACGCUAUUAAAACAGAAGUACGAUGGACGCAGAGCGAGACGACAGUGAGCAGAGUCUGCAGUCAGCGGCCUCGUUUAAGGCUCUCAUGAUGACGAGCAGCACGCAGAGCAACAUGAACCUUUAUGACCACCUCACCCAGGUGCUGAUGAAGGUGAUGGAUGAGCAUCCACACAAUGCGGUGGAUGUGAUUGAGGAUAUAAGCCACGAUGUGAAGCGGACUUUUUUUGAAGAGAAGCAAAGCACCCUGCGAGACCUUCCACAGACUACGGCUGCUGAGCUGCUGGCUGAGAAGCAGCGCCUGCUGUUUGCUGGGCCAGAAGAGGAUGACCAGGAGGAGAAACCGAUGGAAUCACCUCUCCCUAAUGUGAGUGUGAUUGGCUUCUACUGGGAGCAGGCUGGAGUAGGUCUGGGCAGAGAGGAGAUGCUGCGGGUUUUCCUCGCACUGAAGCAGCUCGUUGAGUCGCAGAAACUGCUGCGCUGCCGACUGUGGGGCAAAAUUCUGGGAACGGAGAGCAGCUAUAUUGUUGCUGAAGCCGAAUACGGAGAGGGAGAGGUAGAGAGGAGCUCUGAAGAAUCAGCUGAGGAAGAGGAGAGAGAAGCAGAGAUUGAGGAGGAUGAGGAGGAUCCACUUCCUCGGUCCACCUAUGAACCCCUUCCAGCACUGCCGGAGGAGACCCUCGGAACAGGUGCUAACAAGUGUGUUUAUUAUGUGUGCAAAGAGCCGGGUCUUCCUUGGGUAAAGCUCCCUUCAGUCAGUCCAGCACAGAUCACUGUUGCUCGCCAGAUCCGUAAAUUCUUCACUGGGAGGCUGGACAACCCAGUUGUCAGCUACCCGCCUUUCACCGGGAAUGAAGCCAACUACCUGAGAGCACAGAUUGCUCGGAUCUCUGCUGGCACACAGGUCAGCCCCGAAGGCUUCUACAAGCCUGCAGAGGAUGAAGACGAUGAGGAAGACGAGGAAGCCUUGAACAGCGUUGAAGUGAAUCCUGACUUUGAGGGCAUCUCUGUUGCUGAGUUGGCUGAGUCUUUGUCCACCUGGGUGCAUCAUGUUCAGCACAUUCUGCAGCAGGGCCGCUGUACUUUGGCGGACCUGGCUAAGAAAAUGGGAGAUGACUCCAAUGAGGAAGGAGAGGCUGAAGAGAAGGAAGAUGAUGAUGAACCUGAGCAAGUUGGACCCCCUUUGCUUACCCGCCUCUCCGAAGAUGCAGAAAAGUUCAACAUUCCUCCCUGGACCUUGAGGGUGUCCUCCACUCUCACCUUCCAGCAUGCAUUGGCUGUGAUACGUUCUAACCUUUGGCCAGGGGCAUAUGCAUACAGUUGUGGAAAGACGUUUGAGAACAUAUAUGUUGGAUGGGGUCUGAAGUAUGCAGGUGAAGGCUACAGCCCUCCUGUACCCCCGCCACCACAGAACGAAUAUCCAAGCGGACCAGAAAUCACAGAGGCCCUGGACCCAUCACUGGAGGAGGAGCUGGCACUGCAAGAAACUCUGGAGGAGGAGCGAGAUGCCGAGGAAGAGCUGGAGGACAUAGACGAUGAGGACGACGAGGAAGAUGACGAUUGAGAAAACAGUUACAUAUUUGACAUUUUUCAAGUAUUUAUUUGUAUGCCAAUGGCCAAAUAAAUCAGUUUAUUAUAAAUCAGUAUAUUCAGCAACAUGGCUUGCUAUUGUACAUUCAGGUUAAUACGUUCAACAUCUGAACAGGUCACUUGUGUAAAGAUGAGGCAAUGCUUGCGGUGGCAAUGUACCAAAAGUUUGUUAAAGGUAUCCUGUGGAAGUUUUGACCACUAUGGAACAAUAUUUUACAGAUGUUGGUUAUUUCCCUCUGACUUUAGGGAGGGGAGACUUUUAUUUUUAUCCAACUGGUUCUGCCCUAUAGCUGCAGUGCGCACCAAUGGCCAGCAGGCAGCACAUGUGAGCAAAGUAGUAAACAAAAACAUGUAGCCUAAUGUAUGUUAUGGUCAUAAUACACCCUGCAAAAGAAUAAAAAAAACACCAAAUAA